This is a messenger RNA of Glycine soja, 1233 nucleotides long. Its product is annotated as chorismate mutase 3, chloroplastic-like. Bases 78 to 1034 code for a protein of 318 amino acids. Gene Ontology annotation, cellular component: cytoplasm. NCBI's taxonomy places the organism in Eukaryota, Viridiplantae, Streptophyta, Magnoliopsida, Fabales, Fabaceae. Gene Ontology annotation, biological process: aromatic amino acid biosynthetic process; chorismate metabolic process. The transcript is spliced from 6 exons. The record is from RefSeq and is a predicted model, not a curated record. Gene Ontology annotation, molecular function: chorismate mutase activity.
AAAAGAUUUUUCAGCACCGCUUCAAGUGUUGUGUCAGUUGUGUCAGUCACUGUCGCUGUCGGCUUUUGCAGAAAACAAUGGAAGCAGUGUUACGGUUGCAUCAGCCCCACCUUGGAUUUGGAAGCAGACCCAUAACCUAUUUUUCUUCGAAAUCCACCAUUUUUCACCGCCAAAACUCUCUUUCCAUAAAAAGGUGCCAAGUUCGAGUCAUUGCUGCUUCUUCUUCUCCUUCUCCUUCCUUUCCAUUCGGAGAUUCAGGUAAAAAGAGGGUGGAUGAGAGCAAGAUCUUGAUUUUAGACGGCAUCAGGCACUCUUUGAUUAGGGAAGAGGAUAGCAUAAUAGUCAGUCUUUUGGAGAGAGCUAAGUAUUCUUACAAUGCAAAUGCGUAUGACAAAGAUGCAUUCCUCGUGGACGGUUUUAGCGGGUCUUUGGUCGAGUACAUGGUCCUGGAAACUGAAAAGCUUCAUGCACAGUUGGGAAUAUACAAAAAGCCAGAUGAGCAUCCUUUCUUCCCUGAAUACUUACCUGAGCCAAUGAUUCCACCUAUGCAGCACCCUCAGGUUCUGCAUCACUGUGGUGAUUCCAUCAAUAUAAACAAUACGAUUUGGAAUAUGUAUUUUAAGCAUCUCCUCCCAAGACUGGUAAAAGCAGGAAAUGAUGAUAACUGUGGAUGUGUUGCUGCUUGUGACAUUCUUUGCUUGCAGACUAUCUCUAAAAGAAUCCACUAUGGAAAAUUUGUUGCUGAGGCGAAGUUUCAAGAUGCUCCUCAUGAAUAUGAAGCCGCCAUUAAAGCGAGAGACAGGAAACUGUUGCUGGAGUUGUUGACAUAUGAAACAGUGGAUAAAUUUGUCAAGAAGAGAGUAGAAAUUAUGGCACAGCAAUAUGCCGCGGUGGAGAAGAUCGGUGAAACAGGCUAUAUACCCAAUUCUGUGUAUAGAAUAAAUCCAAGUUUGAUUGCAGAUCUUUAUGGAGAUUGGGUAAUGCCUCUUGCAAAAGAAGUGCAGGUGGAAUACUUGUUGAGAAGACUUGACUAAACAAACAGAAGAUGACCCUAACAGAAUAAAUGGCAGAGUGUUUGUACCUAUCAAUUAUGAAGAUAGUUUAUGCUCAAGUCAAACAGUGAAUAAAAAGAAGGACAAGGGUCCCUGCAUAUAAAUAAGUGUACUUAAAAAAUAAAAACAUCAAAUAAUGUAUGGAUUGUAUGCUUAUCUAAAAGUUUAGGCUUAACAGAUA